This is a messenger RNA of Orbicella faveolata, 1092 nucleotides long. RefSeq names its product low-density lipoprotein receptor-related protein 4-like. The record is from RefSeq and is a predicted model, not a curated record. NCBI's taxonomy places the organism in Eukaryota, Metazoa, Cnidaria, Anthozoa, Scleractinia, Merulinidae.
AGUCUACUGGACAGACACGGAUCUGGACACAAUCUCUCCCGCGCGUUUCUGAACGGAUCCAAUCUGGAAACCAUAGUCUCAGCUCGACUCGAGACACCUUAUGGACUUGCUGUCGACUCAUUUGGUCAAAACAUAUACUGGACGGACAGCAGUGAACGACUGAUUGAGGUUGCAUCCUUGAAUGGACUAUAUCGAAGCGUCCUUGUUAGAGAAAACUUGCAAAGUCCAAAAGAUAUUGUCCUGGACGUUACGAGAGGAUUUAUGUAUUGGACUGACUGGAUCUCUUGGAACUACAAUUCGAAAAUAGAAAAAGCGGACAUGGAUGGUGGCAACAGAACAGUGGUUGUUCAAUUCGGAACUGAACGAAUCGAACGGGCAAGUCUAGCUGGUGUAAAUCGAACUACACUAGUUGAUCUGAGCAGUUCUUCGCAGUACUGGCCAAAUGCGGUCUUCGAGGACUAUACUGAAGAUCGCGUCUACUGGAUUGACUCCUACGAUGAUGUGAUUGAUUCCACUGACUUAAAUGGGCAGAAUAGGCAAUUGCUCUCUGGGGACAUUCACCCUUCACAAAACAUGAAUCCCUUUGACUUCACAGUCUAUAGCGACACGCUUUACUGGAGCGACUGGAAUACUGACGGUAUUGAGAGGCUCAAUUGGACUUCAGCAGAUUACAUAGGAGGACUUGUCAGUUUGAAAUCCAACCAGCCUUUUGGCAUCGCCUUAAUUGACCAGUCACGACUACCAUCUUACGCAGGAAACCAGCAAUGCAAAGUAAACAAUGGAGGCUGCAGUCACUUAUGUCUUUUGACGCCUGAUGGAUUUUCGUGUGCCUGUCCGGAUGGUUUGCUAUUGUUAUCGGAUGGAAAAAACUGUCAAACAGAUCUCUCAAAAUUUCUUCUCUUUGCCGAGGGACGCAGCCUGAAGCAGCUGCCAUUGAAUUAUAGCACAACUCCUUUUAGAAUUCCUAUUAAUAAGGAAAAUAUCUCAAGUCCCACAGCCCUGGACUACAACUUUAUUGACCGAAAAGUCUACUGGACAGACACGGAUCUGGACACAAUCUCUCCCGCGCGUUUCUGAACGGAUCCAAUCUGG